GCGCCUCGAAGGUCUACACCUCGGUGGGCGGGAGGGUGUUCCUGCGCUGUGGGGACCCCCAGGUCGCCAUGGAGACCGUGCGGGCCAGGUGGGGGUUCGUCGCCGGGGGGAGCUGCGCUCUGGCCGCGCCGCUGGGCCCCGAGAGCCGGCGGGACGUGAAGGCGGACGGUACGCUGGUGAUCCGGGACGUCCGGCCCGGGGACGUGGGGCGGUACUGCUGUGGGGCCGGCUCCGGGCCCGGGACCGACCUGCUGCUGCUGUCCGUGUCGGCAGACCCCUCGGACCCCGCCCCCGAGGACAUAGCGGUCGUGACCUGCGAGCUGAGGUGCCCGGCGGCCUGCGGCCCCUACGCCCUGACCAUGAACGUCUCCGGCCGGGCGGAGCUCCUCUCCGCUCGCGGGGAACCCCUGCAGCACGUCCUGAGCCCCGGCGGGGCGGGCCGGGGGCGGGACUUCCGGUGCCAGCUGGAGGUCGAGGGGAGGGUCCGGGCCACCGCCUCCCUGGCGCUGCAGGCGCAGAACCGGACAGGUAACCGGGCACCGCCAUUAUGGGCAUGUCUGGUGGUGUCAUACCACUCCCACUGUGGGGGGGCGGGGCCUGGCCCAGAGCCACUCCCACUGAGGGGGGCGGGGCCUGGCCCAGAGCCACUCCCACUAUGGGGGGCGGGGCCUGGACCAGAGCCACUCCCACUGUGGGGGGCGGGGCCUGGCCCAGAGCCACUCCCACUGCGGGGGCGGGGCCUGGGCCGGAGCCACUCCCACUGUGGGGGGCGGGACCUGGGCCAGAGCCACUCCCACUGUGCAGGGGCAGGCCUGGCCUGGCCCAGAGCCACUCCCACUGUGGGGGUGGGCCUGGUCUAGAGCCACUCCACUCCA
Lepisosteus oculatus (spotted gar) is the source of this 875-nucleotide messenger RNA. NCBI's taxonomy places the organism in Eukaryota, Metazoa, Chordata, Actinopteri, Semionotiformes, Lepisosteidae. The record is from RefSeq and is a predicted model, not a curated record.